This is a messenger RNA of Paramecium pentaurelia, 1158 nucleotides long. Lineage: Eukaryota; Ciliophora; Oligohymenophorea; Peniculida; Parameciidae. The record is from the annotation of a GenBank genome assembly.
AUGGAAGAAAAAAUUGAAUAACAAAAAUAAUUAAUAAUUAAAGCUAAAGUAACUAUCGAUAAAUUAAGAGCAGAUUUAGCUGAAAGAAAUCAAUAAUUAUAAGAUGAAAAAUAAAAGAAUGAGAAUCUAGAAUAAAUAGUAAAUAAAUAUUUAGGAGAUGAAAAGAAGAUUAUGUGUGAAAGAGUUUUAGCCAAAGUAAAAGUAGAAGAAAUUGAAUGGAUAUGUAUUAAAAAUAAUGGAAUUGAAUGGGUAAGAGAAAGUGAAUUUAAUAAACAACUAAAUUCAUAAUUACAUGAAGAUAUUAAAUUAUUAGAUUAUUCUAAAUCUAAAGAUGAUAUUCUUGUUGUGGCAUAAUAAUAUGAUUAGAGAAUGAAAAUAUUAUAGUAAGAAUGUUAUUAAAGUGAAAAGAAAAAAUAAGAAAUACUUACAUUAUAUAAUGAUUUAUAAAACGAAUUUGACAAAUAUAAAUAGGAUAUCACACUAAAUAUUAAUGAAUUAAUUAAUUAAUCAGAAUAAAUAAGAGAAACUACUUUAACUUUAGUUGAUUAAAGUAUAGAUUGUGAAGCAAAAAUUAAAUUGCUAUUGUUAUAGUUAUUGAAAGUAAAUUAAUAUAUAAAUUAAGUCUUGUAGUCCAUAAUUACAUUCUCUUAAAUAACAUUUAAUUACUUUGAAUUAAACUAUUUAUGAAUUGAUCUAAUAAUAAUAAGAAUAAAAUAAUUUGAUAGAAUAAUAAGCAAAAGAGCAUAAAUAAAGAUUACUUGAAAUUGAAGAAGAAAGAAAAAUGGAAAGAGAACAAAGUAUUUUUUAUAUAUUUUAAAACAGAAAUCUAACAUUUUGAAAAUGGUAGAUAGUAAAUCUAAUUAUUAGAAAAUACUAUUGAUUAAAUUACUAAGGAAUUGAGAGAAAAGAAUAUUAAAAUUGAUCUAUUAUGUUAAGAGAAUUAAAAGAAUGCAAAUAUUUAAUAUAUUAAGAAUAUAAUCAUACGUUUUUUUACAGAGGAAUAUUCAGUAAUUAAUUAUAUCUAUUAAUUAUUAGGUAAAAUAGAAAACUAUACCUGUUAUUGCAACUGUUUUAUAAUUUACAGAAGCUGAACAUGCUAUAGUAUAAUAGGCAUGGGAUAGAGAUUCAAAGUCUUUUUUGAGUAGAAUUUUUACAUGA